CACUCACUGCACGCAGCAGAUAGACUUCCCGAGAGCAGGAAAACCUUGACAAGUCGGAGAUGUUGAACGAAAGUUUGACAUCAUAAACAACAUCAUUUCACUCCUCGAGUUAAGUUCAGUUCUCUACGUACCUAGUUCAGGCCGUUCUUUUUCUCACUCACCGCGCAUCUGCUAUGCUAGCUAGCUAGCGAUUUCAUCCCAUGCUCGACGGCCCGCGAAGAGGGGCUCAGCUGCACCACCAGCCAGCACUGCACGGCACCACCAAACAGCGGAAACCUGGAAAUACCUGCUGCUCCAAUUCCUCCCUCCUGCGAGUCUUUCCUCCUGCAGAUGACAACCCCCCACGGCCCAAGCAGAUCCACAGCUCCUCCUCCUCCCGCUGCUGCUCGUCGCCUCCAUCCCAUUCACCACAAUGCGCACAAUAUAGGAAGCAGAGAUAUCCCACUCUCUGUUCUUCCUUCAACAUCCCACGGGCAUGACUCACGUCACGACUCGAAUGAUUCAGACGACAACGACGACGACGACGACGACGACGACGACGAACUCGAUCCUGAAUCGAACGCGGCCCUCCUCCGCAGACAUAUACGAGACUCGGCCGACGAUGAAGAAUCGAGUCCAACGGAAUACAUAAGUCCAUUCCGGCGUUUGAUGGGACUGAUGUCCAAGGCACCUCUCCUCUUGCGGUCGUCGCCAGGCUUUGGGACAGGCUCAUACGGUGCCGCUCCCAUCGGUGCCUCCACAGAGAACAGUGAUGAGGAGGACCAUGAUGGUCGGAGGCCCACGAAGAAGCAGAAGGGUUCAGGGUUGCGGAAUGCCAUCAGCUCGACGACACUAGGCACAACAAGCUCAGGGAGCACACGGCGAAGAACCUCGAAUGCCAGAAGACGGCCCUCGACGGAGGUGGAGGAUGUAGCUGACGAUAUUGGCUUGGAGAGCAGAUGUGCCAGCGGCGGAAUUCCUAUACCAAACACAGAACAACCCUCAGAUACAGACUCUCCAGACUCUUCAUCCGAAGAAGCCGUCGACGAUGCGUCUACCUACAACGAAGAAGAUCCACCGGAUAAUUCUCCAUAUCCCCAAGUUCGCGCCUCCGUGUCUGCCGUCGACAACACAACGCUAUCGAUCAAUACCCCUCGAAUGUGGGCAUUGUCCAUGCUCUUUGCGAUCCUUGGAUCAUCUUCAAAUCUUUUCUUUUCGUUACGAUACCCCAGCGUUUCCAUUACUCCAGUCAUAGCAUUGUUACUUACACAUCCUCUUGGUCGUCUCUGGGACGCUGUGCUCAAACGACUGGACGAUCCAUCAGAAGUGUUUAUAGACGGCUCCAAAAGCCAGACAUCCUCUAAUGAUACCACGAAUUACGAAUCACACGACGCACAGCGAAAGAUCCCCGACAGCAGAUCCAGGAGAUUGCGGCUAUGGUUGGCACAAGGAAGCUGGAAUGAGAAGGAGCAUAGUUGUGUAUACAUCAGCAGCAAUGUCUCUUUUGGCUUUGCCUUUGCUACGGAUGUUAUUGUGGAGCAAACACAAUUCUACAAUCAGAAAGUGAGCAUUACGUACCAACUGCUGCUCAUACUUUCAACCCAGAUCCUGGGAUACACAUUUGCUGGCUUGACUCGAAGGUUUCUGGUACGACCUGGAGGAAUGAUCUGGCCUGGCACCUUGAUGUCAGCAGCUAUGUUCACGACUUUGCAUAAGGAAGAGAACACAGUGGCCAAUGGGUGGAAGAUUACCCGUUGGAAGUUCUUCUUCAUUGUUUGGUUAAGUUCAUUCCUCUUCUACUUCCUGCCGGGACUUCUCAUGCCAGCAUUGAGCUAUUUCAACGUCAUUACUUGGUUUGCCCCUGACAACGUCGUUGUUGCCAAUCUGUUCGGUGUUGCUUCUGGACUUGGCCUUUUCCCAGUAACUUUCGACUGGGCUCAGAUCGCCUAUAUUGGCUCCCCGCUUUUGACGCCAUUCUGGGCCGCUAUGAAUGUAGUAGGAGGUCUUGUCAUUGUCAUGUGGAUCGCUGCACCUAUCGCAUAUUAUAUGAAUGUGUUCUCCUCUUCUUAUAUGCCAAUUCUAUCGUCUGCAGUUUUUGACAACACUGGGGGGAUCUACGAUGUUAGCAAGAUCUUGACUCCAGACUUUCUGUUCGACAGAGAAACGUAUCGAAAUUAUAGUCGAGUGUUCUUGCCAAUCACAUAUGUCCUUAGUUAUGGCUUACAAUUUGCGGCUCUCGCGUCUCUCUUGACGCAUACUGCUUGUUGGCAUGGGAAGGACAUCUGGAAGCAGUGGAGGAGGUCCCUGAAAGAAGUUGAAGGAGAAACAAAAACCACCUACAAGCCCUUGUCGAAUGGCGGUUCUUCAGGCGAUGGCAGACCUGGGCUGCACAGAUCUGACUCGCACAUGGAAAACAUAAUCAGCCAGGAGGAUGUACACAAUCGGCUGAUGAGGAGAUACAAAGAUGCACCAUUGAGCUGGUACUUGGCCACAUUUGUGACCAUGACUACGGUGGGCAUCUUUGUCGUAGAAUACUAUCCAGUACAUCUCCCCUGGUAUGGGUUACUUCUCGCUCUUGGCAUCUGCGCCAUUCUAUUCAUCCCAAUCGGCAUCGUCAUGGCAAUCACAAAUCAACAUAGCAGUAUCUAUCUUAUCUGCCAACUCGUAUGCGGAGCCGUUUUCCCUGGUCGACCAGUUGCGAACAUGGUCUUCGUUACCUACGGCUACAUCUCAUCAGCUCAAGGAAUCAAAUUCUCUGCUGACUUGAAGCUUGGACACUACAUGAAGAUCCCGCCUCGAAUCCUCUUCUCUGUUCAGAUGGUCGCUACCAUUGUCUCCUCCGUCACGCAGAUUGCAGUUCUGAAUUGGAUGUUCGCAAAUGUCCCAAAUAUCUGCACGCCGCAAGCUGUCAACGGAUUUGUUUGCCCCAUUGCUAGGGUACAUUUCAACGGUAGUAUUCUCUGGGGUGUUGUAGGACCUGGCGAAUUCUUCGGCAAGAAUGCCACAUACCAUAUACUCGUCUGGUGCUUCCCGGUUGGCGCUAUCGCUCCCAUUAUCUUGUGGCUAUACGCCAGGAAUAAGAAGGGCAAUAUCGUCAGGAAGGUCAACCUUCCAGUUCUAUUUGGCUCCCUGAGUUGGAUUCCACCUGCGACUGGCCUCAACUUUUCUGUUUGGGCUGUUGUCUGCUAUAUCUUCAAUUAUGUCAUCAAGAACCGAUACACCGCAUGGUGGGCAAAGUACACGAUGACUUUGAGUGCCGCACUGGACAGUGGACUGGCAUUUGGGUUGGUGAUUGUAUUUUUCGGAUUCGUAUAUUCGGGAUUGAUGGCAGGAUUUAAGUGGUGGGGUACGGAGAUCUUCAAGCAGGGUUGUGAUUGGAAUGCGUGUCCCUACAGAAUUGUGCCUAAUGGGUCACAUUUUGGUCCAGAUACGUGGUGAUGCGAGUUUAAUUCACGCAACACCUUAAGAAUAGACUCGAAAAUGGCAACUCGAUCACAGCAGCUCCUUCCCUUUUUCUGUUUCCACUAUUGUGCGUCGCUAUGUUUAUUCCCAUGCUCCUUUUCCCCUUGGUGUACAGUAUCUUGAGCUUCGGAAGCCAACGGUUAGUGAGACGAGUUUUGAACCUCUCUUGGGAGAACUUGAACAACAGAUCUACUCUGCAUCUGCCUUUGAAAGUCAAGCUUAGCCCGAGCCAUCUUUGGAUUUAUAAGGUUAAUAAUUGAAUAGAGUAAGUUGGGACAGAUUGCUUCACUCGGAAAUUGAACCGGCUUUAGUUUUUCAUGGGUAAUCAUUGCAUCUCAAAUAAAUUUCAAGGCAUAUCC
Molecule: messenger RNA, 3800 nt
Organism: Mollisia scopiformis
Lineage: Eukaryota; Fungi; Ascomycota; Leotiomycetes; Helotiales; Mollisiaceae
Product: OPT-domain-containing protein
Exons: 2
Coding region: 331-3417 (1028 amino acids)
Biological process (GO): transmembrane transport
Molecular function (GO): oligopeptide transmembrane transporter activity
Source: RefSeq, a predicted model, not a curated record